Molecule: messenger RNA, 6659 nt
Organism: Tachysurus fulvidraco (yellow catfish)
Lineage: Eukaryota; Metazoa; Chordata; Actinopteri; Siluriformes; Bagridae
Gene: sap130b
Product: Sin3A-associated protein b
Exons: 21
Coding region: 166-3141 (991 amino acids)
Biological process (GO): negative regulation of transcription by RNA polymerase II
Cellular component (GO): Sin3-type complex
Source: RefSeq, a predicted model, not a curated record
UUGACAUGACCGUCACUUUUAUUUUGAAAUCUGUAACCGGAAGUAGAUGCCGCUUUUUGCUGCAGCGUUCAGUCGCUCUGUCACGGGUCAGUUUUACCGGCAGUUCAGAGACACGGAAACGGAUGGAGAGAAUUUCUAUGUGCUUUAAGGACGUGAGAGCAGUAGAUGAUGAGUUCACAGCAGUAUCAGAGAACAGGACUGAACCCUGCACACACACCAGGGGUCCAAACCAAGACCACCACAGGUCAUGAGGACAGUGGGCGUGACUCUGGUCUCGCUUCUUCCUCCAGCGCCGCCGCUCCCCUCAGAGAUGAAAAGCAGGAGCCGGUGGUGGUGCGACCGUACGGCCCGACGUCCUCUGCCUCUCCGUUACUUCCUCAGCACAUCCCUGUCACCUUCACCGAAGGACCAAACAAGACUGCACUGAAGACUCCUAUACCUAGCCGUAUAAUUGCCCCAGCUCCAGCUCAGGGGCAUCUCACCCUGCCCCACAAAGUGCCCGGGCACAUCACAGUCACCAUGGAGAGCGCCAUGCCGCAGGCACCUGGGAUCCCAGUGGCCACCAUCAGCGGACAGCAGGGUCACACUGGGAAUCUGAACCGCAUCACCAGGCUGCAGAUUAUCCACGGUGGGACUCCGGCACUGAUCGGCUCCUCGGCCACGCCGCAACAUCAGUUUCCCUCACAUUUACCUAGAGGAGCUGCAGCCGCUGCUGUGAUGUCCAGUUCAAAGGGAGCGACCGUGUUGAGACCGGCGUCAGGACCGAAUACCGCAGCGGGACAGCCGACGGUGCAACACAUCAUCCAUCAGCCCAUUCAGUCACGUCCGAUAGCCACCACGUCCACAGCGGUCUUACCCACAGUCAUGGCUCCGGUGGCAGCCACCAGGCCUCAGUCUCCCGUUAUCAGCACGGUGACGGCUCACACAGGGGAAUUAGUGCACGGGCGCUCAGCUAUCACCCUCCACCCUCCUGCUGCUACCCUGAACAUCCAGCGGGUUCCUCACACCCGGGACACGAACCCACGCAUCACGCUUCCAUCCCACCCAGCUAUCGGCACUCAGAAGCCACUCAUGGCUCACUCCAUGGCGCAGAAAUCGAUCUUUAGCACCGUGACGCCUGUCGCUGCGGCAACCGUCGCCCCAAUCCUGGCCACCAACACGGUUCCUUCAACAACAACUACAGGCUCUGUGACGCAGGUAUCCAACAGUAACAUCGUAACCGUGACCGUGGCCUCUCAUUCCACUCACGCCACUGCAGCGACCACCUCCACCAUCCCCGUGGCGAAGGUGGUGCCCCAGCCGAUCACACACACCUCUCCUCGCAUCCAGUCUGAGUUUAGUGGAGAAAGAGGGAACCUCAUCCCCAUCUCAGCCCAUCGCGCGUCUCCUAAUCCUGCUGCUGCUAUGGAGAACCGCAGCGAUGCCAGGCAGUCUGUUCCUAUGCAGUUUCAGUACUUUCUGCCAGCCUACCAAUCAGCUUCUUACCCUCUGACACACACCUACACACCCAUCACCAGCUCCGUGUCGAACAUGCGCCCGUUUCCAGUGACGGCUCAGGCACCCUCUGCUGCUCAGCCCGGCAUGGGCAUGGCCUCCGCCGUCCAUCUAAACUCCAUGCAGCUGAUGACGGUGGACCGCAUCACGCAAAUCAACACUCAGAACAUGCAGCCAGCGGCCGUGGCGGCACAAGGAGGCCAAAAUGCAGCCAUUGCCGCUCAGGGUCUUCACCCCAACACCCCCAUUACACCGCAGAGCAUCCAGGCUGCUCCCAUCAACCCCCAACAAAACCCAAGUGAGGCCAAGACUUCAGUGGUGCUGGCUGACGGCUCAGCUCUGGUCGCCAACGCCAUCAACAGCACCUUUAACUCCAAUCAGCCUGUUGCCACGGUAACUCAGGCACACUCACAGGGAGGUGGAUCAGGUACGCCAACACUGGUUUCGUCUCCUCGACCCAGCAUCCUCCGCAAAAAACCCACCAUCGAUGGCACCGCUGUGAGGAAGAAUCUGAUGGUAACUCAGCUCUGUGACUCUGUCAGGAUGGAUGGAGGUCUGAGGAGCGCUGCAGGAUCACCACGACCCUCUGGAGUAAAACCCAAAUCCGAGGUGCUCAUGGGAUUGGCUCCUCCUGUCAGUGCCGCAGUGGACGCUAUUUCAGGACAAAGCGGAGAGCAGAUCGUAGCCCCGCCUCCUUCUCAAAUCCCCGCUCAGCCCGUCUCCGCCCUCCUCACGUCAGUCACACCACCUUCUCAGCCCGUCCCUGCUGCCAUGGCAGUGACUCCACCCAUCCCUUCGAUGGCCAAUGUAGUGGCUCCGCCUUCUCACCCAGCAGCCAGUAGUACCGCAGCUUGUGCAGUUAGCUCAAACUUUCCAGAAGUUAAGCAGGAGGCGGUGCCCAUGGACACCUCAAAACCAGUGGCUCCAGCGCCACCUAGCGUCAAUCCCACCCUGUCGGUGCCAUCUGCAGAUCUCACGCCUGGAGCUUCACCCAGAAAAAAGCCCCGGAAGCAGCAGCACGUCAUCUCCACCGAGGAGAGCGAGAUGAUGGAGACCAACAGCACAGACGAGGAAAAACCUCCAGCCAAACCCGUCAGUCACCGUCUGGAGAAACGCAAAUCGCCUCCUAAAGAGUACAUCGACGAGGAGGGCGUGCGGUACGUUCCCGUCCGAAUCCGUCCUCCGGUCACUCUCCUGCGCCAUUACCGGAACCCCUGGAAAGCUGCUUAUCAUCAUUUCCAGAGAUACAGCGAAGUCCGGGUCAAAGAGGAUAAAAAAGGAAAUCUUCAGGACGUGGCCAAUCAGAAAGGGGUCGUGUGUCGAGCUCAAGGCUGGAAGAUCCAUCUGUGUGCAGCUCAGCUGGUGCAGCUGACGAAUCUGGAGCACGACGUCUACAGCCGUUUGACGAGUCUGCAGGAGGGAAUCGCCCCCAAGAAAAAAGCGUCAGCAGACGACGAUCUGCACCGCAUCAGCGAGCUCAUACAGGGUAACAUGCAGCGCUGUAAGCUGGUGAUGGAUCAGAUCACGGAGGCUCGCGAGGCCAUGAUGAAAGUGCUGGACCACAGAGAGCGAGUCCUCAAACUCCUUAACAAGAACAGCAACACCAAGAAGCUCCACAAGCUCCAUAAACGCAAAGACAGAGCAUGACGCAGCAUCACACACACACACACACACACACACAUCCGGCCCGGUGUUGGAGGUGAAGGACGAACAGAUUCACCACAAUAAUCCCACAGGAACGUGUUAAAACCGGGAGAAGCUUGACGGAGCUGGACAGAGUUAGCAUUAAUAUUUGCAGUAUAAAAGCCUUACCUCCACUACAGAACGCACACACGAGGGACAAUCUGAGUUACACUGCAAUAUACCUACACUAGGGGCGGAGUCACUAAGGACGCUGAAAAAUACAUCCAUAAUUAUUUAGUCUCAUUAAACUAUUAUUCAGUAAAAAUAAAAAAUAAAAACUAUUAUAGGAAGAUACUUGAAGACAUUUUGAAAAUAUACUAUACGUGUCAUAAUAAUCCUACACUAUUAAAAGUUCCAUAUUAAAAAGAACAGUUAUUAUUUAUGGUCUAAUUAAAAGAAAUAUUAGCAACACAAUGUUCCCUUUAUCCCCAAACUCCUACCUUUUAGACCGCUGCUAGAAAACCAGGUGAAAAAAAGAGUCAUUUGGCUUCGAUGUUUUCCUCUGCAUUUAUUUUUUUUUUAGAUGUUCUCUCGGUCUGUUUGGGACUCACCUCCCCGAAGCCGGGUGUGUGUGAUCUAUAUAAGCUUCCUUUAUCUGUUGGUAACUUUAACAAAGUCAUUCAAGGGUGGACAAAUCACGAACUCGCCAGGAAAGUGGACGCUCUGUCGUGCUUCAGUCACACAGUGUAGACGUCCAGGCUAAAGCACCGUGUCUAAGUUAACAAGUUAAUUGUUGUGGUUACGGGGUGCACGGUGGCUUAGUGGUUAGCACAUUCGCCUCAAAAAUCCAGGGUCGGGGGUUCGAUUCCCACCUCCGCCUUGUGUGUGUGGAGUUUGCAUGUUCUCCCCAUGCCUCGGGGGUUUCCUCCGGGUACUCCGGUUUCCUCCCCCGGUCCAAAGACAUGCAUGGUAGGUUGAUUGGCAUCUCUGGAAAAUUGUCUGUAGUGUGUGAGUGUGUGUGAGUGAAUGAGAGUGUGUGUGUGCCCUGUGAUGGGUUGGCACUCCGUCCAGGGUGUAUCCUGCCUCAAUGCCCGAUGACGCCUGAGAUAGGCACUUAGUGAUCGUUCAGUUACAAGAGCAUCGGUGAGAUCAGACUCUGAUGUCGGGACGUUGAGGAGACUCCAGUUCCAGUUUUUUCCAGUGGGGUUGAGUCAGAGUCGGGGCUCUGAAGGACACUAGAGUUCUUAAGUCCAACCUUCAUCUCCACACCUUCAUGCCUUCACAGAGCUGCUUUGUGCACAGAGACAUUGUCAUGAUGGAAAGAGUUUAGUUUUUAGUGAUGUGAAGCUUUAAUGCUUCAGUGAACAGAGAUGUUCUUACAUACGCUUGUGUGCUUCCAACGGUUUUUAGAACGACCCGUAUGCAUGCGACGGUCAGGGGUGCACAUACUUAUAGCCAUAUAGUGUAUCUAUUAAUAAAGUUGUAUUUUGUAAAGUCAGUAGCUACUUGUGUGGAGAUAAUUACAUCAUUUGUUCCUCUAAUAACAGAGUUGGUUUAACAGGAACAGAUGAUGCAAUAAUGUCCAGACAAGUUGGUAUUGACUUCAAAUACCAAAAAGAUCAGAUCAUUGGAAUGAGACGGCUUAGAUAUGACCUCCCAGGCUGCGGAUUUGUCCACCCUAUCAGUCGAUUUCAUUUGGAUGAAGUGGGACAUUGUGUGUAUUUCUUUUCUCUUUUAUAUUUUUGGCUGUUUCUGUAAUAAAGUUAACGCAUAUAUUUAAUACAGAAAUAGAUUUACGAAUCCAUCCAGCCACUCGUACGUGCCGAUAACAACCGAGUCGCUCGCUCGGCGACACGGAAGCAUUGACGAUGCUCUCAAAAAAAAAACCAAAAAAAAAACAAACAAAUCGAUAGUGUCAUGUUGUGUAAAUUAUCAAUAUAUCAAUAUUCUAUUUAUCGUAUCGUCAUAGCAGAAAGAAAUGGUUCUACUUUAUAGACAAGCUUCAAAUCAGCUGCACUGUGUCUAGAGUCACAGAGUCACUCUUCAUACCCUACAGGGAUAUUAAUACACUGUCCUGUCCCAUCGCGCACAGCAGAACGUAAGGGGGCGGGGCUCCGUUAACGACGUACCUACUUCGAAUCAUUAGUCGUAUGUUGUUGUUAAUUCCACGGUCGUGUUAUACACUUUUUAAGCAUCUGGUCCUCCAGACGAGACAGAAACAAAACGCAAGCAGUCCACAGAACGUCUGUUAUUUCCCGGUCCUCGUUAACAUCGCUUCCUUGCACGACAGCCAAUCUAUGCGACGUUCUUUUCUUAAUGUAAAGUUCUCUUGUUUAGGACAUACACUGUGAGAAUCAAGGCACAAAAGUGCCGUGAUUUAAUCCCCUGUCCGGGCGUCUUGUGUUUUCUGUGACCCGCCGUAGGAAUAAAUGAUGCGAGCGAUAAAUGAAGGCGUGUGCCGAUACCGAGCAGGAAAUUCUAACGCCUUUACAACAUCGAGAUUUAUUUCCAAUUCAGUUUAAAGACGGUUCUGUUCGCCGUUUCCUCAAAGCACCGAUCUUUACGAUCCUCUGAAGUCUGAAGGUCAGCUGUCUGCAUUUUGGCGAGCUUGCUCCUUGAAAAUGACGAAGGGACUCCGAGAAGAUAUCAGAGCGUCUGCGAUGUCGCUGUGUAUCGCGAUCACGCCUCGUUGAAGCCGGUCGUCGGCACAUGCCUUCUGGAGCGCGGUAAAAAAACGCUCGCUAGACUUCCAGCUUUAAACAUCUGCGUCAAUGAUCCUACAAACCUGAUCUCUAUAAACAGCGUCUGUAAGAACACAAGGGGAAAAAUGUCCUGGAUGUAAAACUCCGAAGUCAAAGUGCUGAAGAUGUGUAGCCAUGAUUCAUACAACAACAAAAUAAUAAUAAUAAUAAUAAUAAUAAUAAUAAUAAUAAUCAGGAAAGACUUGAGCUACUGUUUAUUGUUCAGUUGUUCAUUUAGUUUCUGCAUUAUAUAGCUGUGCAUUGGAAAUAUGUAUAAUAUAUGUAAUGAUGCCCAAGAAACAUGCCCUGAGACGUCCGUUCUUUUAAACACACACACACACACACACACACACACACACACACACACACACACACACACAGACGUUGUACAUAGAGAUCAGGUUUUAAAGCUACAGUGUAUGAAGCACUAUUUGAACCUGGGCCUGUGCAGUAUUUUUUCCCACAAUGCAUUGCGUGAAAAAGCAGGGUUAUCUUCCUGUGUGCCUCGUCACUGUCGUUACGUCCUCACUUUCACUGUGCUCACUCACGAACCUUCUCCUUAAAGGAGAUACUGUCGACAGAACAACGCGUUUUCUGCCUUAGCUAAUCUCUAUUCUAAUCAUGCCCAAAUAUCGAUAUGAGUUUUAUGAUGAGGAAAUAAGGAGUGUGUGAGUGUAUUGAACGGUGCAUGUGAGUGUGUUCACGUCCAUACGGUUACAGACAUUUGCUUUAAAAAUGUGAUUGUUUUUUUUUGUUUGUUUGUUGUUGUUUUUUGCAUUCUAUAAUAAACUGACAAGCUUG